AUUAUACCUGAGUUGAUAGAUAUCAAUGUCAGGACCUUUUGACGCUGGUGAAAAUGAAUGCCCGCCUGUGGGUGAGAAAUUUCCCUGGAUAGGUGUUAGUAGGUGGGGCCUGAUGAAGUUUAGUCAAUAGAACCCCGGCUGCUAAUGUAGUUUCCUUGUUUUCCGCACACCGACCAUAACUCUGCUCACAGCAGCCUGUAACUAGUUGUGAACCCUCUGGAGCGACGUCGGCUGGAUUCACUCCAUGGUUGAGUCUGAUCCCCUGAGGUAUAGUGAAACCUAGCACGUACACGGCACCGGAGCAAGUGGGACGAGAUGGAAGGGGAGAAGCAACAGCUCGCUCCGAGCGCGUCCUGCGAGCACGUUGACACGGCGGCGAUUACUCCGGGCUCUGCCACGACCCCCGACGCGGCAUGCAUCUUGUGUCAGAUUUGUACGCGACCCUCCGAGAAGAAGGAAAAACUGAAAGAAAUCCCAGUGGACGGUAACACACCAGAGAAGGCAGAAAAGGAGGCUAUGGAAAAGGACUCCCUGAAACCCAAAGACAACGAUGAAGAAAAGGAGAAAAGCAAGAAGAAGCCAGAGGAGGAGAGUGAUGGGAAUGCGAGUUUCCUGCGUGCAGCACGAGCAGGGAACUUGGACAAGGUGUUGGAAUACUUGAAGGGUAGCACAGACAUUAACACAAGUAACGCAAGUGAUGGGAAUGCGAGUUUCCUGCGUGCAGCACGAGCAGGGAACUUGGACAAGGUGUUGGAAUACUUGAAGGGUAGCACAGACAUUAACACAAGUAACGCAAAUGGACUGAAUGCGCUGCACUUAUCCUCCAAGGAGGGCCAUGUCAACAUUGUGCAGGAGCUGCUGGCCCGAGGAGCCGACGUUAAUGCAGCAACUAAGAAAGGAAACACAGCCCUGCACAUCGCCUCUCUUGCAGGCCAGAAGGAAAUUGUCAAGAUCCUGGUAGAGCACGGAGCAACCGUCAACUGCCAAUCUCAGGUAGCACUGGGCAAUCACUAUGUUCCCCCAACAUGGCCGCCCUCAGCCACCCUGUGUGUCGUGUCAAGGGCAGAGUAG
Messenger RNA from Branchiostoma belcheri (Belcher's lancelet), 1071 nucleotides. RefSeq names its product ankyrin-2-like. Bases 316 to 1071 code for a protein of 251 amino acids. Gene Ontology annotation, molecular function: transmembrane transporter binding; protein-macromolecule adaptor activity; RNA polymerase II-specific DNA-binding transcription factor binding. Gene Ontology annotation, biological process: regulation of transcription by RNA polymerase II; protein localization to plasma membrane. Gene Ontology annotation, cellular component: plasma membrane; nucleus; cytoskeleton. The record is from RefSeq and is a predicted model, not a curated record. The transcript is spliced from 6 exons. Lineage: Eukaryota; Metazoa; Chordata; Leptocardii; Amphioxiformes; Branchiostomatidae.